AUGCUGUCUCACGCCGACCUCCUGGACGCCAGGCUAGGUAUGAAAGAUGCCGCCGAGCUUCUGGGCCACCGGGAGGCGGUGAAAUGUAGGCUGGGCGUGGGGGGCUCCGACCCCGGGGGCCAUCCGGGGGACCUAGCGUCCAACUCCGACCCAGUCGAGGGAGCCACUCUGUUGCCCGGGGAGGACAUCACCACUGUGGGCUCGACGCCGGCCUCGCUGGCGGUGAGCGCAAAGGACCCAGACAAGCAGCCGGGGCCUCAAGGAGGCCCGAACCCCAGCCAAACCGGCCAGCAGCAAGGCCAACAGAAACAGAAGCGCCACCGAACGCGCUUCACCCCGGCGCAGCUCAACGAGUUGGAGAGGAGCUUCGCCAAGACUCACUACCCCGACAUCUUCAUGCGCGAGGAGCUGGCGCUGCGUAUUGGACUGACCGAGUCCCGAGUGCAGGUCUGGUUCCAGAACCGGCGCGCUAAGUGGAAGAAGCGCAAGAAGACCACCAACGUCUUCCGCGCGCCGGGCACGCUGCUGCCCACGCCGGGCCUGCCUCAGUUCCCGUCAGCCGCCGCCGCGGCCGCCGCCGCCAUGGGCGACAGCCUGUGCUCUUUCCACGCCAACGACACCCGCUGGGCGGCGGCCGCCAUGCCGGGCGUGUCACAGCUGCCGCUGCCGCCGGCGCUGGGCAGGCAGCAAGCCAUGGCGCAGUCGCUGUCCCAGUGCAGCCUGGCGGCAGGGCCGCCGCCCAACUCCAUGGGCCUGUCCAACAGCCUGGCGGGCUCCAACGGCGCGGGGCUGCAGUCACACCUCUACCAGCCCGCCUUCCCCGGCAUGGUGCCCGCCUCCCUCCCCGGCCCCAGCAACGUCUCCGGCUCGCCCCAGCUCUGCAGCUCCCCGGACAGCAGCGACGUGUGGCGGGGCACGAGCAUCGCCUCCCUCCGCCGCAAGGCACUAGAGCACACAGUCUCCAUGAGCUUCACUUAA
This is a messenger RNA of Pteropus alecto (black flying fox), 978 nucleotides long. It is a transcript of the gene OTP, whose product is annotated as orthopedia homeobox. The record is from RefSeq and is a predicted model, not a curated record. Bases 1 to 978 code for a protein of 325 amino acids. Gene Ontology annotation, biological process: regulation of DNA-templated transcription; neuron differentiation. Gene Ontology annotation, molecular function: DNA binding; DNA-binding transcription factor activity, RNA polymerase II-specific. Lineage: Eukaryota; Metazoa; Chordata; Mammalia; Chiroptera; Pteropodidae. The transcript is spliced from 3 exons.